Pectinophora gossypiella (pink bollworm) is the source of this 1073-nucleotide messenger RNA. RefSeq lists its product as uncharacterized. The transcript has 2 exons. The record is from RefSeq and is a predicted model, not a curated record. Gene Ontology annotation, molecular function: protein binding. Bases 234 to 1055 code for a protein of 273 amino acids. Lineage: Eukaryota; Metazoa; Arthropoda; Insecta; Lepidoptera; Gelechiidae.
ACAUAUAUACAGAGUCUAUAUUUUCCAAAUAUUUAAUAUAUAUAAAUUUAAUUUUAGAUAUAUAAAACAAAUAUUUAUUUUAAAGUUCAAUAGUGCGCCCUACUUUGAUAUAAGUUCGUUGAACCAUAAUAUACUUGGGAUCGGAGUUGGUCUCAAAUAGAUCAUUAAGUGUCCCACAUUAUAACAAGAGAGUGCGUUUGCGCAUAAAGUUUAAUAUAGUUUACUACUAGAAAAUGUUGCCAGUCCUACUCCUACUUAUUAUAUCAGCUGCCGCUGCUGAAAACUGCACCUACAGAUACGGCAUCAACUCGUACUCCAGAAAAUCACUGCUGACCAUCAAAGGUCUCCCGACCAACCUAGUCUAUGAGCCCAAUAGCGGCGACCUGCUAUUCACUUUAAUAGACCUGGAAUCCUUACAAAAUGAUGACGAACAAACCCGAAUGGACCAAUACAUACUUCGAAAUGGAGCACCGAUCAAAAUCGACAAUGUCAACGGACAAGCCGCAGCCGUUGACUUAAAAUCUGGAAGAGUCUACAUAGCCAGUGAUGAUGGACUAAAUAUACUUAAUGGAACAGACAGAGCUAACUUCCUAAGUCUUAAAGACGAAGAUAUCGUACAGCUGUUUAAACCAGCUCAUAAGGAUGAAAUCUACUUAGUCAUAUUCCCUGAAAACGAAGUUUACGUCUUCAAUGUAGACAAGAACGAAAAAAAGAAGAUUGAACAUGUUCCUUGUGCAUUCAUUUUAGCAGUAGAUUCAAAGGAUAAUAUUUAUUACGAAUGUGAUUCUAAGUAUGUUAAGGUUUUGCUUAAAGAUUUUCAUGAGCCUAUUGAGUUUGCAGGAAUAGGAAAGAAUACAGCUCGGGCCAUAACAGUGGAUCCAGCUGGUAAUGUUAUUUUAGCUGCAAAUGAUGGACUGUACCUUCUAAGGCCUGAUAAUCUAAUUCCUAAGAAAUUGAUGAACUUAGAUUUCGUCCCAUCAGGCAUUGCAUUUGGUAACAGUAACAUGUUCUUGUCUACACAUGGAAUAAUUUAUGAAUACAGUUGGUGUAAAUAAGAUACGUAACAAAGUGAA